Messenger RNA from Cygnus atratus (black swan), 1799 nucleotides. RefSeq names its product centrosomal protein 19 (gene CEP19). The record is from RefSeq and is a predicted model, not a curated record. NCBI's taxonomy places the organism in Eukaryota, Metazoa, Chordata, Aves, Anseriformes, Anatidae. Gene Ontology annotation, biological process: microtubule anchoring at centrosome; trans-Golgi to periciliary membrane compartment transport. Bases 511 to 963 code for a protein of 150 amino acids. The transcript has 3 exons. Gene Ontology annotation, cellular component: centriole; centrosome; ciliary basal body.
CUGGCCGGGGAAGGCCGGGCCUCCGUAAGGGGCUGGGUUCGGGCCUCCUGCGGGCGCCGGGAGCGCUGCCGCGGUCCCUGUCCCUCCUCACCGCACCCCGGUGGCUUGUGCUCCUGUUUGUCGUUCUCCCCUAGGGAUGUCUCUGCCGUGAUUGCUGCUUAUACUUUACAAAGGAAUUUCGGUUGUUGGAGGCGUCGCUUCUCGUUUUAAGAUACGGAAAGGGACUCUUAACUGAAUUCUGCUUUUUUUUUUUUUUAGCUAUUUUUGUUUUAAAGUAGAGCCACUGUUGUUAAUUUUCAGUAUUGAGGAAUAUUACUGCGAAUUUGAACUGUUUACUAUGUGUUUUUAACAAAGAAGAUUUCUUUCACCUCAACUUCAAUUGAGCACUGAAGUUGCUGAGGACUCUUCCAAUAAAACCGAGCACACUUCAGCUGUCAGCAAGAACUGCAAUGGCUUGCGUUGCGAAGAAGUGCGGCAUUCGCUUUAAGCCUCCGUCCGUUAUCCUGAUCUAUGAAGAAAAGGACAAGGAAAAGACUCGCCAGCGCAUCAUGCCUGUCAGGAAUUUCUCCAAGUUCUCAGGUGUGGGUGGUUUUCUCUUCAGACUGCAGCAUAGCUGCAGAGCAGCUGAAGAAUAACCCUCGGCACAAGGCUUAUCUAGAAGGAGUCUCGCUACGUCAGCUGGAGAAGUUACACAGCUUGCUGAAAGGUCAUCUGAGAGGAGAGAGUCUGGCUGAGAGCCUGGAAAAGGUACAGCGGGAAGAGACCAUCGACCCAGAAGAGGAUAUGAACAAACUGGAUGACAAGGAGCUAGCCAAAAGGAAGAGCAUCAUGGAUGAGCUCUUUGAGAAGAAUAGGAAGAAGAAGGAUGACCCAGAUUUUGUCUACGAUGUGGAGGUUGAGUUUCCACAGGAUGAGCAGCUGGAGUCCUGUGGCUGGGAUGUGGAGUCAGGGGAAGAAGUCUGAUUCCAGACAAAGAUGACCUGGGUGGGCAGAGACAAAUCCCAUAUGCCUAGCAGAGAGAACGGUGUCAUCCUAAUUACUCUGCUGCAUCCUCUUCAGUUCAUCUAGUUCAUGAACUGAAUUACAUUGGCCAUGGAGGAUCGGAGGCCUAAGGUAUUGCACUGGUUUCAGGUUUAAAUGAACAUUAAGAAAUGGAAAUGGGACAGCUGAACUUGGGUGUUUUUGGGUGUUUUUAAUCUUUUCCUAUGUAAGAGUGCCUACAAUAAUUUAAAAUUAUUUCUCUCUCAUGUGUUUACAUUUCAGUCAGCUUUGCCUGAGAACCUCACCAACUUGCCUUGCUAUGAUUUCUGUUCAGCUUCAUUUGAAAAUAAAGCGUUAAAUAUUUAUAUCUUGGAAGCAACGUUAAAGCCUUAUUGUAUGCAUAUGGUAUUUACUGCUACUUGUUGUAAUGUUAAACGUGUACUAGGCUAUUUGCUGGAUGAAUCACCGCUGCAAUGAGCAUAUUACUCUCAUGUUCCCUAAGCAAUGCUUAAAUUUGCAGCUUCAGGUUACACAAAUAUAAAUCUUUAUUUUUAAGAAAUGGUAUAUUUAGAGAAUAAGUUGUUCUUGAAAGUACUCUGAAAAGGCAGUGAUUUCAAACUGAUGAAGUGGGGCCUUUUCCUUCCUUAUGCUGCCAGAGAUGAUGCUCUUUCAGUAAAUGCUCAGUUCUAGGAAAGUGUGCUUACACUAUUUGAAAAAAGUAGUAUGGUAGAAAGUCAUAGAGUCUAGGGGUGGUGUUAAACAAAACUUUUACCACCGCUGCAUCAUCAGACUACAGUUCCCAGCUUGCUCUAAAUAGC